UGAACUGGUUGACGUGUAUUACCGUGCGCCUUUAACCUUGUCCAUGAGGAUAUUAUGAAAGUCUCCUGUUUGUUCGCAGUUUUAUAACCUGUCUUAUAUUAUUUGUGUGUAAACCUUCGAAAAACGAUGAGCAAAUAUAUUCUGCCCGUCUCGGUCUUUGGAACAGUGUUUGGGUCCGCUGUUUUAUUGAAGAACCAUGUUACUGGAGGCCCUUGUCCCAGUAAGGCUAAAAUUCCAGGGAAGACUGUGGUCAUAACAGGAGCCAACACUGGGAUUGGUAAAGAGACAGCCAAAGAACUGGCCAAGAGAGGUGGUCGAAUCAUUAUGGGGUGCAGGGAUAUGGAGAAAUGUGAGGCGGCUGCCAAAGAGAUUCGGGGGCAGACACUGAAUCCUCAUGUUUACGCACGCCACAUAGACCUGGCCUCCAUCAAUUCCAUCCGCCAGUUUGCAGAGAGAGUCAACCAAGAGGAAACUCAUGUGGAUGUGCUGAUCAACAAUGCAGGUGUAAUGAGAUGUCCAGCAGGGAAGACAGAGGAUGGGUUUGACAUACAGUUUGGAGUGAACCAUUUAGGUCACUUCUUGCUGACCAAUCUGCUGCUGGAAAAGCUGAAGGACUCUGCCCCUAGCAGAGUGGUCAACCUGACCUCUCUCGCCCACAUCGUCGGGGAGAUCGAUUUCAAUGACCUCAACUGGGACAAUAAGAAGUUUGACACCAAACGGGCCUACUGCCAAAGCAAACUCGCCAACGUUCUAUUCACAAGAGAACUGGCCCAAAGGCUAGAAGGUACUGGGGUCACUGUGAAUUGCCUACACCCCGGGGUUGUUGCCACAGAGCUGGGGAGACACACUGGCCUCCACCAAUCGCAGUUCUCCAGCUCAGUGCUCAGUCCGUUCUUCACCCUCCUGGUGAAGGGGCCAGAGCUGGGGGCACAGCCUAGUGUCUAUCUGGCUGUGGCCGAGGAGUUGGAGGGGGUUACGGGCUGCUACUACGACGUCAUGAUAGAGAAGGAGCCAGCACCCAAGGCCCUCGACCAGGAGGUGUCCCGGAGGCUGUGGGAGGCCAGUGCCAGGCUGAUGGGGCUGGAGCAGGCAGCAUCAGCAGCAGUGCCAGCCUCAAAUAGGGCCCAAGAGAAGCCCAGCACAGACCCACACACAAAGAUCAUAGCCAAUCACUCACUGUCAGCGCUUGAGCAAACAGGAAUGAACCCUGGAGUAUGAGCCCUGAUAUGGAAAGAAGUCCCAGUGAACGGUUGACUUUGCAUAGGCGCCAUUUUCUCUUGACAAGAGCAUGUACAAUAUGAAAUCGGAGCUAGCUGGAGAUUUCGAUUAUGGCUCGUGAGACAUAUGCAUAUGCUACAGACUAAUGCUUGAUUUCACCUGCUUGUCCAAUGUCCAUACAUCUGGAGAUGUUAUCGAGGCAAUGAUACAGGAGUGACUUGUCCAACAGCACAGUGAGUGUUGGCUUACAGUAGGUUCCAGAGGGAGCAGGUUUUCAUUCCAACCAAUGUCAAGUUAUAUUUUAAUGAAUAAUUAUGGAAACCUUUCAUGCCCAGAUACUCUGAGACAGAAGGAGAUGGAAAUCACUGUUAUUAAAACAGUUGUAAUGUGUUAUGAACUGAA
Molecule: messenger RNA, 1620 nt
Organism: Oncorhynchus tshawytscha (Chinook salmon)
Lineage: Eukaryota; Metazoa; Chordata; Actinopteri; Salmoniformes; Salmonidae
Product: retinol dehydrogenase 13
Exons: 7
Coding region: 127-1218 (363 amino acids)
Source: RefSeq, a predicted model, not a curated record